UAAAAACCUAUAGACCUCUAGGUAGCCACACACGUGACUCACAGGUGGUAUUUAUCUGUAUUACAGAUUUUCAAUUAAAUUGCCAUCUCUGGAUGAGUUGUCCAGGUUUUAUCCCAGGGGCCUAAUAGAAAAUACUGUACUCCAUACUUGGAUCUCCUUUCACUGUAGAUUUUAGCAAACAGAUGCCACAGGGGAGGAACUCACUCACAUCACAGGGUGGAAGAAGUUUUCUUAAUACCAUUCCAUUCAAAUGCUAUCAUCAUAAUGAAACUCACAAUUGAAACUGCUAUUUGACUCACUAAAGGACAUUGUUUGACUCAUUAUUUGUACAGCAUGUAAAAAGGGCACAUUGAGUGAAACAUGAGCCAUAGAUAAUCCAUACACCACUGAAGAAGCGCAUCAACAGUUUAUGGCAAUUUAUCACACUAUAUUCAUUAAAGAAAAAGCAAUCUUGUCAGGUAUUCCUGAAAAAAGAACAAACGGGGUACAUGCCUGUGAUUUCAGCAAUGACAUCAUGACCAGUGAAGAUUCUCACAACAUAGGAUUCUACUUGAAUCGGAUGAAAACCCCUCGUAAAUUGCAUUUUGGCUCUCCAGAAUUCAUAGGAAAGUUGCAAGGGCUUAUAAAGACACUCACAAAAAUACCCAUUCUAAGAACUGAGGAUGAACAUGAGGCAGUGUAUAAGACAAUGAAAAUUAUACCCGACAUCAGUGCGCAACUUUCUGAGGCAGAGAUGAGGGAGCUCAGUAAAACUGUAAUAAGGGAAUACUGGGUGAAAGGAAGUACAGUGGAUGGAAGCAACGGAUUCUAUGCGAUACUCAAAGGCUCCGUAAAACCCCAGGCAAAACAAUACAAAAAAAUGAUUGGAGAUGAUUUGAUUUCAGCAUCAAUUCUAAAUUUUGCCUUCACUGAAACUAAGAUAUCCUGGUCAUUGCCACCAGAAGAAUCGCUCGGUGUAGGAUGUUGUUUUGGGACUUUGGUACCACUUCCUGGAAAGCGGCAACAUGGUAUGCUUACAGUAGUUACAGAAGAUAACUGUGACUUUCUCAAAAUCCCCUCUGUGGAUUAUUUAAGAAUAAAAGAGGAAACAGCAAAGCAUGAACAGCUUGCCAAAGAAGAAUUAAUUCGUGUCUCUCCAUAUUAUCAAACCUGGCCCAUGGUAUUUAUAUUUCAGCUGACUGCUCAGUUAAAAUGGAAAAAGUUUCCAGUAGAUCAUGUUUUUAUGAAAGGAGGAGAAAUCAGCCAAUACGUAGGAUUUAUUAAAUCUGGUUGUUGCAGUGCUUACCGAAUAAUCCCAGCCCUUGUGAAGAGACCUUUGGGGAAAAUGAUCAAACAGAUGAGACAAGUCCUCAUUGGCCAGCUGAAUCCAAAAGAGUCUUUUGGAGAAAUGAGCAUUCUUCUUCACAUCCCAGCUACGUAUACACUGAAAGCAGCAACACCUGUUGAACUGGGACUGAUCAAUGCUUCAGACAUACUCAAUUUAGAUCCAGUGAUUCAGAUGCUACUUCUACAAACAGUAAAGCCAUCAUUUGAAAAUUUCACAUAUGAUGAUCUCAAGCUUGCAUAUAUAAAAAAGCAGAUGGAAAAAGAAUGGAAGCACAAAAAGGAUAUGAUACUGAAAGAUGUAUUAUUCUACAACGGAAUUCAGCCUGGCAUUGGAAAAUGGCUCCACAAGAAGCGUAAUUUCGAUAAGAAUGAGAAAAAGCAUCAAGAACACUCCAAUGUUGUUAAAAGACCUAUGUAAAAUGACAUAAAAUUCAGUGA
Molecule: messenger RNA, 1764 nt
Organism: Pogona vitticeps (central bearded dragon)
Lineage: Eukaryota; Metazoa; Chordata; Lepidosauria; Squamata; Agamidae
Source: RefSeq, a predicted model, not a curated record